AUGAAGCCUAUUUUGUUGAUUUUUUUUAUACUUUCAGGAGUUUUUGUCGAAACUUACCAGCAGCAGCAGCAGCAGCCCAUCAAAACUAUUGUGGUUUUGGUGUUGGAAAAUCGAUCCUUUGAUCAUAUGCUUGGGUGGAUGAAGAAAUCUGUAAAUCCCGCAAUCAAUGGAGUCACAGGAAAAGAAUGCAAUCGAGUUUCUACCAAAGCAGAGGAUACUGAAACAAUUUGCUUUUCUGAUGAUGCUGAAUAUGUGGAUCCAGAUCCCGGCCAUUCUUUCGAGGCUGUGGAGCAACAGGUGUUUGGCUCUGGUUUAGUUCCUACAAUGUCUGGUUUUGUAGAACAAGCAUUAACAAUGUCACAGAACUUAUCAGAAACAGUGAUGAAAGGAUUUAGGCCUGAAAAUGUGCCGAUUUAUGAAACAUUAAUUCGUGAAUUUGCAGUGUUUGAUAGAUGGUUUUCGUCGAUUCCUGGUCCAACACAACCCAAUAGACUUUUUGUAUAUUCUGCAACUUCUCAUGGAUCCACAAGCCAUGUUAAGAAGCAGUUGGCCAAAGGGUACCCCCAGCGGACGAUAUUCGACUCCGUUCACGAUAGCGGUUUAGAUUUCGGGAUUUAUUUCCAAAACAUUCCGACAACUUUGUUUUAUAGAAAUUUGAGGAAGUUGAAGUACAUAUUUAAGUUUCAUCAGUUUGAUUUGAAGUUCAAGAGUGAUGCUAAGAAUGGAAAGUUGCCUAGUUUGACUGUGAUUGAACCUAGAUACUUCGAUUUAAAGGGAUUACCUGCAAAUGAUGAUCAUCCAUCUCACGAUGUUGCGAAUGGACAGAAGUUAGUGAAGGAGGUUUACGAGACAUUGAGAGCAAGUCCUCAAUGGAAUGAGACGCUUUUGGUCAUUACUUACGAUGAACAUGGGGGUUUCUAUGAUCAUGUGCAGACGCCGUUUGUUAAUGUCCCCAAUCCUGAUGGAAAUACAGGCCCAGCGCCUUAUUUCUUUAAGUUUGACAGGCUUGGUGUUAGAGUACCUACUAUUAUGGUUUCUCCUUGGAUCAAGAAAGGAACUGUAAUAAGAAGACCAAAAGGUCCGACUCCAAAUUCCGAGUUUGAGCACUCGUCAAUUCCAGCCACCAUAAAGAAGAUGUUCAACCUCUCAUCGAACUUCUUGACUCAUAGAGAUGCUUGGGCUGGUACAUUUGAGCAAGUAGUCGGGGAAUUAACCUCUCCAAGAACUGAUUGCCCAGAGGUCCUGCCUGAUGUAACACCUUUAAGAAGCUCUGAAGCAGACGAAAAUCGUGGGUUGUCUGAGUUCCAGGGCGAGGUGGUGCAAUUGGGUGCCGUUCUGAACGGUGAUCAUUUCUUGAGUAGCUUCAGGGACGAGAUGCGAACUAAGAUGAACGUGAAGGAAGCUCAUGAAUAUGUAAGGGGUGCUGUAUCAAGGUUUAUAAGAGCGAGCAAGGAAGCUAUCAAGUUGGGCGCAGACGAGUCUGCCAUAGUUGACAUGAGUUGUGUGAAAGCUAAUGAAGAAUUAAAAGAAAUAAUAGGCUUAAGGGCCAUUUUGUUUGUCAAAGGUGCUCGACUCGACUUUGAACAAUCAGCUUUUACAAGUCGAACCGGGCGCGCACUUAUCUUGGAAAUCCAUUCAAAGAGUCGGAUGUCUUUCCAGACAUGUUGGAAGUUUGCAGAGGCUUGUGAUGUAACUGCAGCUCGUGUGACUAAGAAGGAUGAUCUCAGGGUCACAACUCAGAAGAUGUUGGAUACGCCUGCGCCAUACUUAUUGGACGUGAUUGUACCGCAUCAAAGAGCAUGUCUUGCCUAUGAUUCCCAGUGGGGGGAGCCUUUGAAGACGUGA
Molecule: messenger RNA, 1845 nt
Organism: Fraxinus pennsylvanica
Lineage: Eukaryota; Viridiplantae; Streptophyta; Magnoliopsida; Lamiales; Oleaceae
Source: the annotation of a GenBank genome assembly